ACUGAGGCUGGGCUUCCUAGCUAGGCUGUAUUAUAGCAAAGAAGAUCAACAUCUCUCCAGAAUCUGGAAGACUCCAGAAUCAUCAUAUCUUCUAAAUAUUCCCACUGUUUGCAAAGGAACAGAUAGGAAAAUUCUUGAAGGUGGGCUGAGCACCCAGAAGACAUGCAUAUAUAAGGGCUGAGUUCACUUUCUGGCAUGAACAAAACAGCUUCUAAAAACAUCUUCCGACCACAGCUAUAGAACAGAAAAGAAGGUUGUUCUUUCAAGUGAAGUGUAGCAUCGACAGAGAAAGACAUCUGGAUGCACCAUGGUGGUGCAGAGUAACCUGGACAUCGGAGAGAGUAGGAAAGGGGUCUUGCUUGAGCCAUUUGUCCACCAAGUUGGAGGCCACAUGAGCAUGAUGAAGUAUGAUGAGUACACUGUCUGCAAGCCUCUUGUUUCCCAGGAGCAAUGGUUCUACGAGACUCUCCCUACAACAAUGAAACAGUUCACACCUCAGUACAAAGGCAUCAUUUCUGUACACCUCAAGAAGGACAGCAUGGGCAAUUUGAGCCUCAUAGCCAGCCCACGAACAGACAACCACAGUGUACUGGACAAUGCUUCUAAAGAGUCUUCAAUAACAAUAUGGCAGAAGCUCAACCAGGUGAACAGCAGCAGCAGUGGCCAUACGUUUGUCAAAUGGAAUCACAGUCCCCUCACAAACACCAUCAAAGAUAGCUGCCAAGGGAAAGCACUAUUACAAACAGACCUUCAGUACCACAGAGAUAUGUCUUCACUUAUGGAGGAUGCCAGUGGGAAUAAGGCAGAAAAGAACAGCUAUAACCCCUGGGGACUACACUGCCACAAGCAGCAGCUCACCCGCCUGUCUUCCAAGUGUAAUGAAAACAAACUUCAUCAAUUUCUGUUGCUUGAAAAUGUGGUAUCCAAGUAUAAAUAUCCAUGUAUUCUGGACCUGAAGAUGGGAACCAGGCAGCAUGGCGAUGAUGCAUCAGAAGAGAAGAAAGCACGGCAAAUAAAGAAGUGUGAACAGAGUACAUCAGCAUCCCUUGGAGUCCGUAUUUGUGGCAUGCAGGUUUACCAAGCAGAUACUGUCCAAUAUCUCUGCAACGACAAGUAUUAUGGGCGGAAACUCUCACCAGAUGGCUUCAAGCAGGCCAUCUGUCAGUUUCUGCACAAUGGUAUACGUCUCAGAACAGACCUUGCGGAACCCAUUGUGUGUCAGCUGAAGGCUCUACUAUCCAUCAUCAAAAAACAGAGCUCUUACCGGUUCUACUCCAGCUCUCUUCUUAUAAUUUAUGAAGGACUGGAGAAAAUGAUCGAUAACCUCACUCAGGGGCGCUGUCAGAACACCAGCAGCACUGUUCCACGUGGGAACACCCACCCCAAAGUUGAUGUCCGCAUGAUAGACUUUGCUCAUACAACAUACAAAGGCUCAAGGUAUAAUCAGAUUGUCUAUGAUGGGCCAGAUCAUGGCUAUAUUUUUGGUCUAGAAAACCUAAUAAAAAUCAUUCAAAACAUCUCAGUGGGUGAAUGAUAAUAGCUGAAGUGACUCUAUGGUACUAAAAGGUACAGCCUGCAUGUCAGGCCAACGGUAGGAAGACCAGCUGGCAAACUGUAUCACAAGCACUGUUUUCAGGUGGAAAACCACAGGAUGGACAGCUUGUCAGGAAAAGCUCUGGUCAUGCUACAUGCCACUCCAGAUUGGAUGGAACCCACUGUAAUUGUGAUCUGCCAGAACAUUAUUUUCCUUUCUCAUUUUCAUAUGGUUCUUCAUUCGUGAGCUAGAAGUAAAUGUUAUGUGAAAGGAAUUUUAAUAAUGAAGGACUUGUUCAUCAAGCAGAUGUGCAAGGCCAAAAGGGGCCAACCAGACAUUGUGCUCAUGAAGAGGACUUCAAGACAGGUUGGCAGGUCCUUAAAAAUUCACUUCCUUUGACGAGCCAAGAACUUUUGUUUACACAAUCAGAUGUCCCACAGCCUUCCACUUGCUCCAGCAACUGACACCUUAAAAACUACAAGCAUAUUAAUUCCUUUUUCCUUUAUAUUCUGUGCCAUUGUGUAAGCUCCAAAGAAUAUGUGUGAGCCAAAAGGAGUGAAUGGAUGUAAUAAAAAGGAAAAAAUGAGCCAGUGCCAGAGUAUGGCAGGUCUUUGCUAGAAGAGCUAGAGAGGUGGGGUUUAUACUGUGGCAUAUUAUUUAUGAACAUGUAUGGCAUUUUAUGUAUGAAUGAGAAAUCAGCCAGGCUUUGAUCGAGAAGACAUAUGUGUUCAGACAUAUUGGUCAAGGGGCCCAGAUGUCAUCAAGAAGUUUUGUAUUCAGCUUCUCUGAAUGUGUAUUUGUGUGAGUAGACUAAAUUACAAAAAUGCAACAAAAUGUUUACAGAAAGUAUGAACAUUUGUAAAUACGGAACAGCCAAAUGACAAAUUCCUUCCUAUAUCCCAUGGAAAAUCUGUUAGAACGUUUUAAAAUACAGAGAUAUAAAGUCCAAUAGCAGAAAGAGAAUGUCAAGCUGUAAAUAAAUUGUACAGUUCCUAUAACAUA
Messenger RNA from Heteronotia binoei (common prickly gecko), 2536 nucleotides. RefSeq names its product inositol hexakisphosphate kinase 3 (gene IP6K3). Gene Ontology annotation, molecular function: inositol hexakisphosphate kinase activity. The record is from RefSeq and is a predicted model, not a curated record. NCBI's taxonomy places the organism in Eukaryota, Metazoa, Chordata, Lepidosauria, Squamata, Gekkonidae. Gene Ontology annotation, cellular component: nucleus; cytoplasm. The coding region runs from base 308 to 1534 and encodes 408 amino acids. The transcript has 6 exons. Gene Ontology annotation, biological process: phosphatidylinositol phosphate biosynthetic process; inositol phosphate biosynthetic process.